Fraxinus pennsylvanica is the source of this 1722-nucleotide messenger RNA. NCBI's taxonomy places the organism in Eukaryota, Viridiplantae, Streptophyta, Magnoliopsida, Lamiales, Oleaceae. The record is from the annotation of a GenBank genome assembly.
AUGAGUAAUAAUAGCGUAACAGCACAUAACUCAGUCCCAUGUAACUCAACGGACACAGGUCCUGUCGUACCCACAGCCCCAUUAAUCAGUUUUCUUGAAACUCUUCAAAAUGCUGCACUCAAAGCUUAUGGGCACAAAGGAUUCGACCCGAAACUUUACGUAGAUUUGUCGCUGGAACAGAAUCUUUCGACUACUAUUGUAGCUUUUGAGAAGCUUCCAAGAACUGAAAAUGGUUCGGUUUCGGGUCAUAAUUUAAACGGGUUUAUUGAGAAGUAUUUGAAGGGGGUUGGGGAGGAUUUGGUCUAUGCUGAACCAGUGGAUUUUGUGGCUGAGCCUGAGGGGUUCUUGCGUAAAGUGAAGAAUCCUGAGGUAAGGGCUUGGGCAUUGGAGGUCCAUUCACUUUGGAAGAAUUUAAGUAGGAAAGUUUCUUGCCGGGUUCAGGAGAGACCCGGUUUUCAUACAUUGCUACCUUUGAAGUACCCGGUUAUGAUUCCCGGGUCGCGAUUCCGGGAGGUUUAUUACUGGGAUUCUUAUUGGGUAAUAAGGGGCUUGUUAGUGAGUAAAAUGUAUGAAACUGCAAAAGGGAUUGUAUAUAAUCUUUUAUCUCUUAUAGAGGAAUUUGGCUAUGUUCUCAAUGGUGCAAGGGCAUAUUACACAAACAGGAGCCAGCCACCUUUCCUGAGUUCAAUGGUUAUAGAUAUAUACGAUCAAACAGGCGAUACGAACUUGAUUGAAAAAGCUCUUCCUGCAUUGCUAAAGGAGCAUGAAUUUUGGAAUUCAGGGAUACAUAAGGUGAUCGUUCAGGAUGCGGAAGGCUCACGACAUACUUUAAAUCGAUACUAUGCAAUGUGGAACAAACCAAGGCCGGAGUCAUCAACUAUUGACAGUGAAAUAGCUUCCAAAUUAUCAAAUACCUGUGAGAAAACGAAGCUAUAUCGUGAAUUGGCAUCAACAGCCGAAUCUGGAUGGGAUUUCAGUACUAGAUGGAUGAGGAACGGAUCUGAUCUUGCAUCAUUAGCUACAACAUCGAUUGUACCUGUUGAUUUGAAUGCAUUCAUUCUGAAGAUGGAACUUGACAUAACCUCUUUGGCACAUGUUAUUGGUGAUAAUAAAAUAGCUGCACGCUUUAUGGAAGCUUCUGAAACUAGAAAGAAGGCCAUGAAUUCUAUUUUCUGGAAUGCAGAGAUGGGACAGUGGCUCGAUUACUGGUUGAGUAAUUUUGAUGCUUCCAAGGAUGCUUACACAUGGAAUGCCUCAAGUCAGAAUCAGAAAUUAUUUGCAUCAAACUUCGUUCCUUUGUGGAUCCAGCUGUUCAAUUCAGACGUCAAGGUGGUAGAUGAAGUCCUCCGAAGUCUCCAAAAUUCUGGCCUGCUCUGCCCUGCAGGGAUUGCAACUUCUUUGACAAAUUCAGGACAACAAUGGGACUUUCCUAAUGGUUGGGCACCGCUUCAACACAUGAUCGUUGAAGGCCUGGUAAGGUCGAGAUCUGAACAAGCGAGGUCUAUAGCAGCAGAUAUUGCUGUGAAGUGGAUCAGAACAAACUAUGUGGCUUACAAGAAAACGGGAAAUAUGCAUGAAAAAUACAAUGUUGAAAAAUGUGGAGAUUUUGGAGGUGGCGGUGAAUAUGUACCCCAAACGGGAUUUGGCUGGUCGAAUGGUGUUGUAUUAGCAUUCUUGGAGGAAUUCGGAUGGCCUCAAGACCUGGAGCUAGAUUGUCCAUAA